Messenger RNA from Nicrophorus vespilloides, 1506 nucleotides. RefSeq names its product mitochondrial import inner membrane translocase subunit TIM50-A-like. Gene Ontology annotation, molecular function: phosphoprotein phosphatase activity. The record is from RefSeq and is a predicted model, not a curated record. NCBI's taxonomy places the organism in Eukaryota, Metazoa, Arthropoda, Insecta, Coleoptera, Silphidae. Bases 1 to 1422 code for a protein of 473 amino acids. The transcript has 6 exons.
AUGAAUACAGCGGUGGCUGUGAAAGGAAACAACCAAUCGCCUCCGAAAUUACCGACUUUGGAUAAGGAUGUUAAAUUCAAGAAGUUCCCGCACCGGCCGGCCCUGUACGAGAAGCAGCACGCGAAUCAAAUCAAGGUGGACAAGGAUCUGAACGUCAAGACCAGGGAAGUGCUGGCCGUGAAGCAGAGGCUGGAUCCGAAGUUCGCGAUCGUCGGAAAACCGUACAGCCUGAAACAGACGGCGAGCAGCAGCAGGCUCUACACGAAGGUACCGACAUUGGAGCUGGCACAGGAGCAGUCGCAAGAGGAGCAACCUCAACGACAGCAGCAGGAUGUUGUAGUCAAGGAGGAGCUCGAUUCAAAACCAGAGGAAUUCAUCAAGUUAGAUCAGACGGAGAGAAUACAAGUGGAGGAAGAGGUGGCUGCGAAGAGCGAGGAAACCGUCGUGGCGGAACAGAUUCUGCAGAAUAUUAAUGAAAAACAAGAGGGCGAAGCACUACAAGAUGCAGCAGCGAGAUUGGAAAGUGCGGAGAUGGCGGCUUCCGAAGCUAACAUAAUUGGAAGCCUUACCGAUCGCGAAUUAGAACAAGACCAAGAGCAAGGGGACAAGGAUUCCGACAGCAAGGAUGGUGGAUGGAGGGCCGUCAAGUAUUCGAUUGCGUUCAUGGUCACUGCAGUCUCCUGCACUUUGGGCUAUUUGCUGGCCGCUUUCGGACGUCCCAAGUAUGAUUUUGAUGGCAACGCGAUCCCCGAUAAAUAUUCAAAUUUGCCAAUCUACAAGCAAUACAUUUUGAGAGCCUCCGAUGAGAUCAAGUACUACAACCGGCUGAUCAAAGAGCCGUCCAGAGAUAAGCUAUUGCCAGAUGUGCUGAAGCCACCGUACUAUCAGCCACCCUACACUCUGGUCAUGGAGUUCACCGACGUCCUCGUUCAUCCGGAGUGGACGUACAGCACAGGCUGGCGCUUCAAGAAACGUCCAGGACUGGAUCAGUUUUUGGAGUUGCUCUGUUCCCGUUUCGAGUUGGUCGUGUACACGGCGGAGAUGGGCAUGACUGUUUUCCCGAUAGUAGAAGCCCUGGACAAGAACAACUUAAUCAGCUAUAAGCUCGUCAGAGACGCCACGAAUUUCGUCGACGGUCAUCAUGUCAAAGAUUUGGACAAGUUGAACAGGGAUUUGAGCAAGGUCAUUGUUGUGGACUGGAACCCGGAGUCGGCCAAGUUCCACGGGGAAAAUCUGUUCAAGAUCGGCAGAUGGAACGGCAACGACGAUGACACGACCUUGCUCGAUCUGACGUCCUUCCUCAUAGCUAUAUCCGAAUGGGAAAUUGAGGAUGUGCGGAGCGUCUUGAAGUACUACAGCGGAUUCAAGAACCCCUUAGCGAUCUUCAAGGAAAGGCAGCAGCAGAUCUACUCCGCGCAAUAAUCCUACCAUAUACCAAGUUCAUUUCCGUUCUGUAAGGUUUUUUCUUCCUCUUAAUAUUUAUCUUUUUUUAUUUUCCUCGAAAAG